Messenger RNA from Symbiodinium pilosum, 1662 nucleotides. Lineage: Eukaryota; Dinophyceae; Suessiales; Symbiodiniaceae. The record is from the annotation of a GenBank genome assembly.
AUGGUACCUUCGCCGCUGUCGAAUGGUUACCAGAAAGUCCCGCUGCAUGAGGAGUAUUUCGUUCCAAGCGAUGAGGCCACGGCGCCCCGCAGCAAAGGAAAAAGAGACGUCACCUUGACUCAUGGCAUCAGCGAGGAUUUGCUUCGGGUUGACAGCCCAGAUGAAGUUGAAGCCAUGUCGCCAUCAGACAGAGAGUCGAUCUUCUGCUUUGUUGAGUCAUGGUGGUUCCAUCUGGUGGCAGCUUCGGUCAUAUGUUCCAACACUGUUAGCAUUGUCCUGGAAGCCGACUCGGAGGACUUAAUCAAGAAGCUGUAUUGGUUGGACCAAGCAACUUUGCUCUUCUAUGUCUUGGAGCUGCUCUGCCGCGUAGGUUUAUGGAAGUGUCGGCUGCUGUGUGGUCCCCGCCACCUCCUGCUAUGGAGCCUCCUAGAUCUCAUUGUCGUGGGAGCUGGUGUUCUGGACCAGUGGCUGUCCCCUUUUUUGCCGGUUGACACCGCUUCGUGGUCCAACCUUCUUGGUGUCAUUCGAUUGCUGCGACUGACACGCGUUUUGAAAGUGGUCGGUUUUGUGCUGGAGUGGGAUCUGUCCUGGACAGAUCAGCCAGCUUUUCAAUCCUUCAUCGGUGGCGUGAUUGCCUUCAAUGCCCUGCUGAUGGGAUUUGAGACUGACUAUGAGUGGGGAGGUUGGGCAGUAAUUGAAAACUUCUUGUUAUGCAUUUACGUCUUUGAGCUUGUCGUUCGAAUGAAGCGCCUCGGUUGUGACUUCUUCUCGUGCGACAGCCCGGACCUUGUCUGGAAUCUGCUGGACUUGGCCAUUGUCGUCAGUUCUGCUGUGCUUGGCUCCGUGUCACCAGUAGCGAAGCAAGGCACCCGAAAGAGCAGCAAAGCCGCGCAUGGCGUGAACGUGGGAAGUGCGGAGGCAGAUGCGCUACUCGUCUCCUUCUCUAUCAGCCAGUUGUCUGGGAGCACCUUUGCGGCAGUUAUUCCUGAUGUCGAUUGUGGUGUUGAGGUUACCCUGUACGCGAUGGGAAUAUUGACCACACGACUCAUCGGUCACAAAAUGAUUUUCGACACGGAUGAGGCUGAGGAGUCGUUUCACGGAAUCUCUGCAGUCAACGCUGAGGUGCCAGACAGCAUGUUCACUCUCUUUCGUGUUAUGAGCGGUGCCCAAUCAGACUCAGAAUCUGCAGCGCUGGCGAGAGAACCCAGCCAAGGCAUCAUGGACAACAUUCCGACCUUCAAGUUUGCCUUUGUCUUCUUCAUGGUCAGUGAGAACAUGAUAUCCACGACUUCCAGCCAAGAGAAGGAGAUACAGCUUAUGUCGGAAGAAGAGGAUCGGAAGCGCCACAUCGAAGAUCUCAAGGAGCUCUUCAAAGAGAUCAACACCAGAGGCGACGGGAUUGUGCGUGAGAAGGAUCUCAAGAAUUUCCUGUCCAUACCUGAUAACGCAUACGAGACAGCCAAGAUGUGCCGUGUUCCAGUCCGGCAUGUGACGGAGGUAAUGCAGACGCUCUCAAUCAACAAUCCCGUCAUCAAAAUGGAAGACUUUGUUGAAUGUUUGCUGGAUGUCGGAAAUCCCGUCACAGAAAAGUCAACGAUGAGGUUGGAAGCGCUCCACCUCGAAACAAGAACCCAGAGCGAGAGGCCGGUUCUGUGUACCUGA